CUUUCGUCAUGUCUAUGGAGAUAAGCAGUAUCGUUCACAGUGCUGAGCAAAAGUUUCGUCUUGUAAAACGGUGCCCAAAACAGGCAGUUCGAAAAAUCUGAAAGAAAUGUAGAUUGAACAGUAAACCCAAGAGUGCUCGUUUAAAGAAGAAAGAAAGAAAGUUUAAAUCAGUGCGGUGCUAUGAAACGAAACGCUAAAAAUUCUUUUGAAUUGGGUCAUUAUAGUGUAUUAAAACGUCAAAUUUGAUUUUUGGGCCUUCCUAACGAGAACUUUUGUUUCACCAGCAGGCUUUAGUCUAAGAUGGAAUUCACCUCUCGACGUAGUCAACUUUAAUGAAAUAUACCGGCUAACUAGGAAAUUUAGAAAACCUUAUUUCAAAAACUUAAGAACUUAUAAACCUGUCGUUCUUUGCAUAAUUUAGUGCGCCAUCAUUUUGUAUCGUGUAAAAUGUAAUUGAUCAGUGUUUUCUUACAGACAGACUACCUGAGACCUAUCAGAAUCACAUUCUAAAUACUCUCAUCGAAUGUAAGCACGGCUUCCGAAAUGUCCGUGCUGGAAAGGCUAAGGUCGGAGAUAUUGCCGAAAGCCGUGAGGGAAAAACACUUUGGUCAAAACGUCGUCAAAUUUUUGGAAUUUAAGAGUGAUGAAAAUUAUGCCGCCGCCGACCAAUUCGCGUCGAGUAUAUAUUUCGGUGACGUCAUUUCAGAAACGGAAUCUGGGGACCGCGUGACGCAGAGUGUUGUGGUAAAAGCUCAAGCAGGGGGCAAGCUCACGGAUGCAUGCGACUUGUUCUCGUUCAAUAUCCAGCUUCACAACGAGCUCUUGUUUUAUACAGAAAUCUUACCGCUUCUUUGUCAAUGUGAUCCCAGCGGCACAAUUUCAGGGAUUUUCCCGAGAUGUUUCUACGCACACAUCGUCGAUGGCGACCCGAUGCAAGACCUCCUAAUUUUUGAAAAUGUCCAAAAACUCGGUUACAAACUGUCACCGUGGAAGGCUUUCAACGACUACGCUCACAUAAAACUCUCUCUCGAGUGGCUAGGUAAGUUUCAUGCAACGUCCUUGGUUUGUAAAAAGAAAUUCUCGAAAAAAUUCAAGGAGAUCGUCUCAAAAAUAUCGGAGAGUCACUGGACAGAGAAAAAGUUGACUAAAAACGAUGCGUUUUGCAGAGAGAACUGCAAAAGGGGUAUUCUUCCCCUUCAAAAUAAUCCGAACUACAAAGACAGGCUGAAAGAUUUGUCGGCGCUGGUUGAGAGAACCAAUCUCUCCAUGGCGAAAAUAGUCGUUCCGUAUGAGCCCUUAUCGGUGAUUUGCCACGGCGAUUUUUGCAGGAACAAUAUUUUCUACAAGUACGACGCAAAUGGAGCCCCUUGUGCGGUGAUUUUUUUCGACAUGGCUACCCUCAGAUACUCGUCACCCGCGAUCGACCUCUCUUUCUACUUGUUCAUGAACUCCUCACCAGAGGUCAGGUCUGACCACUGGAUGGAAAUCCUGCAAACAUAUUAUACGUCUCUAACGUCUAAUUCAGAAUUAAAUCCGAGGGAAUCUCCCACUUUCGAAGAUUUCCAGCUUGACCUUCGAAGACGUGGUUUCUAUGGUUACGCUCACGCUAGCUUUUUCCUACCGAUGAUGCUACCGGGUGAAAAACCAGCGGACGAGGAUUGGAGUAAGAUGGACAUGGACUCAUUUAUCCAAAUGAGACUUCAAACUGGAGGUGAAGAGGCAACUCAAUACGUAACCAAGAUCGUCCAGUUCAUGAUUGAUCAAAAUUUUGAUUUUCACUUCAUAAAUGACUUGAAAAUAGAUGCAUUGAAGAAAUUUGAUGUAUAAUAUGUGAUUAUAAAUAAUUAAUAGUCUUCUUCUCCUGAAAAAUUCGACCGAGAACUAUUAAUUUCCUGAUGUUUUGUGAUUAUAUAGUAAUGUAAGAUUCAAAAAUAUGCUUGUUCUUAAAGUGAAUGUAAAUAUAAUAACGGUAAAACUGUA
Molecule: messenger RNA, 1980 nt
Organism: Bemisia tabaci
Lineage: Eukaryota; Metazoa; Arthropoda; Insecta; Hemiptera; Aleyrodidae
Source: RefSeq, a predicted model, not a curated record